This is a messenger RNA of Egretta garzetta (little egret), 2191 nucleotides long. RefSeq names its product Ras association domain family member 5 (gene RASSF5). The record is from RefSeq and is a predicted model, not a curated record. Gene Ontology annotation, cellular component: nucleus. The transcript is spliced from 6 exons. Gene Ontology annotation, biological process: signal transduction. Bases 1 to 951 code for a protein of 316 amino acids. Lineage: Eukaryota; Metazoa; Chordata; Aves; Pelecaniformes; Ardeidae.
AUGACGGACGGGAAAGCGGGGACAGCCGCUUGCUUUGGGACUGUAACGAAGAGAAUUCGCAAAAUAUUCAGGCAUUUUCCCAAGUCAAAGUCUUGGUCGGAGGGACUCUGGCUGCUGAGGAGGCCGAGCAGGGAGGUCUGGCUGGUUAGAGACUGCAGAUACACCUGCCACCAGGAGUGCCGCAGCCUCAUCCAGCUGGACUGCCGCCGGCCGGGCCCGUGCCAGAGCCAGCUCUCGCCCGAGAGCACCCUCCUGCCGCCCCGCAGCCAGAAUGUAACACAAACAGUCGAAGAAGAAAAACCCGAGCCUCCGACUAUCCAAGAGAUCAAACAGAAAAUUGAAAAAUACAACGCAAAAGUUACAAACUGCCUGUUGAUGAAGCUGAAUGACGAUGGGACGUACACGGGCUUCAUUAAAGUGCAUUUGAAACUGUGCCGCCCAGUGACGGUACCGGCGGGGAUCCGGCCGCAGUCCAUCUACGAUGCCCUGAAGGAGGUGAACCUGGCCGAAAUGACGGACAAGAGAACCUCGUUCUACUUGCCGCUGGAUGCCAUCAAGCAGCUCCACAUCAGCAGCACCACCACGGUGAGCGAGGUGAUCCAGGGGCUCCUGAAGAAGUUCAUGGUGGUGGAUAAUCCUCAGAAGUUUGCACUUUUCAAGGAGAUGCGGAAGGAUGGGCAAGUGCUCUUCCAGAAGCUCCCUCUCACCGAGUACCCCCUGUACCUCCGGCUGCUGGCGGGCCCCGACACAGAUGUGCUCAGUUUUGUGCUGAAGGAAAACGAAACAGGGGAAGUUGAGUGGGACGCGUUCUCCAUCCCCGAGCUGCAGAACUUCUUGAUGAUACUGGACAAAGAAGAAAAGGACAAAAUCCAGCAAGUGCAAAGGAAGUACGAGAAGUUUAAGCAGAGACUGCAACAGACCUUGAAAGAAGCCAGAGGCAAGCCUGGAUAAUUCUUCAGGAGGCGCUGGGCAUCAGACUAAGCUAGAUAUUAUUUUUAAAAUUAAAAGACACUUCUCAGGACACCUUAUAGUGGUCACCCUCCCCCUUCAUCCUUCCAUUAAGGACUGGCUCACAGCACCCAUAAAACGAACGUAUAGCGUUUUCUUCUUCUGCAACCUCUUAUCCCAGGACCAGAGCCGGUCAAAAACGGGAAGCCUGUUCUAGAACGGUCAACAGGCCAGACACAGCUGCUGGUUCGCUUUUCAGCUACACCAUCGGAUGGAGAAGCUUCGUGGAAAAUGCUCCGUGUUUAAACCCAACAGGACCGUCUACUGGCUGAUGUUUUGAGCAGGGUAACGCUUGCUGUUCGCGCUCCUCCCACCAACUCGCUCGUUCUUGUUCGGAGGCGCUGCGGCUCGCGGCCCGGGCCCACGUGGCCGAGGUCUCAUUUCGUAAGUAGGGCGCAGGAAGCAGCAGACAGAGCGAGGCGGGGGUUGCACCGAGCCACGGGGGUGUUGCAGCUGCAGCCAGAGUCGGACGGACUCGGUUGGGGCUAAGGCAGCCAGGGAAAUGUCAGGUUGUGACACCAAGGCAGCUGCAACACCCAAGCAGCCUGUUAAUAAGUAUUACUGAAACUUAGUAAUCUCAAUUCCAGGAAAAGUCACCCGUUUUAAUUCUAAUUAACUUCCAAUUUUGAAAACAGGUGUGAACUAAAGCAAAUACCCUUGAUGCUUAGCUAAGCUAGCCAGUGUUUUACCAGUUUUCUACUCUGUAGGAACUGGGACCUACGUUUGAACAAAUUCUGUUUGAAAAGUGUAAAGAUGAUGGUUGGGGCAUGGGCCGAUGGUUCGAUAUUAACGUUUAGCAAUACAUAUCCAAGAGGCUAAAAAGCUCAAACCCCCCCUUUCGCAAAUCAAACUGAUUUUGAGCUAUGAACAGCUCUGGCACCGAGGGAGAGGAGCUCCGAGCAGAGCCGGGGUGUGGAUGUGGCACCCAGAGCACAGGCUGCCCGCGUGGGAAAGCCCCAGCACCGGGACCAGCAAGGGAACCGUUGGCCUCGGCUGCUCCCUGCCUGUCGUGUGCUCCUUGCCCCCCCCUCCCCACUCGCAAUCGGUGCUCUGCCUGCAUGGCCAGGAAGGUUUUGCUCUCUCCGUGGAGCUAGGAGCGGAGAGGAAGGCUCUCCCUCCCCCUCUCUCAGGGCUCCCACUGUCUCUGCUGCAUGCACUCUGCCUCCUCCAAAAAAAAAAAAAA